Molecule: messenger RNA, 8516 nt
Organism: Piliocolobus tephrosceles (Ugandan red Colobus)
Lineage: Eukaryota; Metazoa; Chordata; Mammalia; Primates; Cercopithecidae
Gene: TNC
Product: tenascin C
Exons: 28
Coding region: 314-6919 (2201 amino acids)
Biological process (GO): regulation of cell adhesion
Cellular component (GO): perisynaptic extracellular matrix
Molecular function (GO): protein binding
Source: RefSeq, a predicted model, not a curated record
ACCGGCCACAGCCUGCCUACUGUCACCCGCCUCUCCCGCGCGCAGACACACGUCCCCGCCUCCGUGGGCACAAAGGCAGCGCGGUUGGGGGACUCGGGACCGCGCACGUGGGAACCGCUGCUGCUUCCCACUCCAGGUGCUUCUUCCAAGGAUCUAGGUCUCUCCCCCAUCAGAAAGAAAAUAAUUCUUUCGAGAAGAUCAGGGACAACUGAUUUGAAGUCUACUUUGUGCUUCUAAAUCCCCAAUUCUGCUGAGAGUGAGACACCCCAGAACCGUAGAACCCCAGCAGCACCCAGCCAAACCCACCUCCACCAUGGGGGCCAUGACUCAGUUGUCGGCAGGUGUCCUUCUUGCUUUGCUAGCCCUCCUUACCGAAGGUGGGGUCCUCAAGAAAGUCAUCCGGCACAAGCGACAGAGUAGGGUGAACAUCACCCUGCCAGAGGAGAACCAGCCAGUGGUGUUUAACCACGUCUACAACAUCAAGCUGCCAGUGGGAUCCCAGUGUUCGGUGGAUCUGGAGUCAGCCAGUGGGGAGAAAGACCUGGCCCCACCUUCAGAGCCCAGUGAAAGCUUCCAGGAGCAUACAGUGGAUGGGGAAAACCAGAUUGUGUUCACACAUCGCAUCAACAUCCCCCGCCGGGCCUGUGGCUGUGCCGCAGCCCCUGAUAUUAAGGAGCUGCUGAGCAGACUGGAGGAGCUGGAGAACCUGGUGUCUUCCCUGAGGGAACAAUGUGCUGCAGGAGCAGGCUGCUGUCCCCAGUCUGCCAUAGGCCGCGUGGACACUAGGCCCUUCUGCAGCGGUCGGGGCAACUUCAGCACUGAAGGAUGUGGCUGUGUCUGUGAACCUGGCUGGAAAGGCCCCAACUGCUCUGAGCCCGAAUGUCCAGGCAACUGUAACCUUCGAGGCCAGUGCAUUGAUGGGCAGUGCAUCUGUGAUGAGGGCUUCACGGGCGAGGACUGCAGCCAGCUUGCUUGCCCCGGCGACUGCAAUGACCAGGGCAAGUGCGUGAAUGGAGUCUGUAUCUGUUUCGAAGGCUACGCCGGGGCUGACUGCAGCCAGGAAAUCUGCCCGGUGCCCUGCAAUGAGGAGCACGGCACGUGUGUAGAUGGCUUGUGUGUGUGCCACGAUGGCUUUGCAGGCGAUGACUGCAGCAAGCCUCUGUGUCUCAACAAUUGCUACAACCGUGGGCGAUGCGUGGAGAAUGAGUGCGUGUGUGAUGAGGGUUUCACCGGCGAAGACUGCAGUGAGCUCAUCUGCCCCAAUGACUGCUUCGACCGGGGCCGCUGCAUCAAUGGCACCUGCUACUGCGAAGAAGGCUUCACAGGUGAAGACUGCGGGAAACUCACCUGCCCACACGCCUGCCAUGGCCAGGGCCGGUGCGAGGAGGGGCAGUGCGUAUGCGAUGAGGGCUUUGCUGGUGUGGACUGCAGCGAGAAGAGGUGUCCUGCUGACUGUCACAAUCAUGGCCGCUGUGUAGACGGGCGGUGUGAGUGUGAUGAUGGUUUCACGGGAGCUGACUGUGGGGAGCUCAAGUGUCCCAAUGGCUGCAGUGGCCAUGGCCGCUGUGUCAAUGGGCAGUGUGUGUGUGAUGAGGGCUAUACUGGGGAAGACUGCAGCCAGCUACGGUGCCCCAAUGACUGCCACAGUCGGGGCCGCUGUGUCCAGGGCAAAUGUGUAUGUGAGCAAGGCUUCAAGGGCUAUGACUGCAGUGACAUGAGCUGCCCCAAUGACUGUCACCAGCACGGCCGCUGUGUGAAUGGCAUGUGUGUUUGUGAUGACGGCUACACAGGUGAAGACUGCCGGGAUCGCCAGUGCCCCCGGGACUGCAGCAACAGGGGCCGCUGUGUGGACGGAGAGUGCGUCUGUGAGGACGGCUUCACCGGCCCUGACUGCGCAGAACUCUCCUGUCCAAAUGACUGCCAUGGCCGGGGUCGCUGUGUGAACGGGCAGUGCGUGUGCCAUGAAGGAUUCAUGGGCAAAGAUUGCAAGGAGCAAAGAUGUCCCAGUGACUGUCAUGGCCAGGGCCGCUGCGUGGACGGCCAAUGCAUCUGCCAUGAGGGCUUCACAGGCCUGGACUGUGGCCAGCGCUCCUGCCCCAGUGACUGCAGCAACUUAGGACAAUGCGUCUCAGGCCGCUGCAUCUGCAACGAGGGCUAUGCCGGGGAAGACUGCUCAGAGGUGUCUCCUCCCAAAGACCUCAUCGUGACAGAAGUGACGGAAGAGACGGUCAACCUGGCCUGGGACAAUGAGAUGCGGGUCACGGAGUACCUUGUUGUGUACACGCCUACCCACGAGGGCGGCCUGGAAAUGCAGUUCCGUGUGCCUGGGGACCAGACGUCUACCAUCAUCCGGGAGCUGGAGCCUGGUGUGGAGUACUUUAUCCGUGUAUUUGCCAUCCUGGAGAACAAGAAGAGCAUUCCUGUCAGCGCCAGGGUGGCCACGUACUUGCCUGCACCUGAAGGCCUGAAAUUCAAGUCCAUCAAGGAGACAUCUGUGGAAGUGGAGUGGGAUCCUCUAGAUAUCGCUUUUGAAACCUGGGAGAUCAUCUUCCGGAAUAUGAAUAAAGAAGAUGAGGGAGAGAUCACCAAAAGCCUGAGGAGGCCAGAGACCUCUUACCGGCAAACUGGUCUGGCUCCUGGGCAAGAGUAUGAGAUAUCUCUGCACAUAGUGAAAAACAAUACCCGGGGCCCUGGCCUGAAGAGGGUGACCACCACACGCUUGGAUGCCCCCAGCCAGAUGGAGGUGAAAGAUGUCACAGACACCACUGCUUUGAUCACCUGGUUCAAGCCCCUGGCUGAGAUCGACGGCAUUGAGCUGACCUACGGCAUCAAAGAUGUGCCAGGCGACCGUACCACCAUCGAUCUCACAGAGGACGAGAAUCAGUACUCCAUCGGGAACCUGAAGCCUGACACUGAGUACGAGGUGUCCCUCAUCUCCCGCAGAGGUGACAUGUCAAGCAACCCAGCCAAAGAGACCUUCACAACAGGCCUCGAUGCUCCCAGGAAUCUUCGACGUGUUUCCCAGACAGAUAACAGCAUCACCCUGGAAUGGAGGAAUGGCAAGGCAGCUAUUGACAGUUACAGAAUUAAGUAUGCUCCCAUCUCUGGAGGGGACCAUGCCGAGGUUGAUGUUCCAAAGAGCCAACAAGCCACAACCAAAACCACACUCACAGGUCUGAGGCCGGGAACUGAAUAUGGGAUUGGAGUUUCUGCUGUGAAGGAAGACAAGGAGAGCAAUCCAGCGACCAUCAACGCAGCCACAGAGUUGGACACACCCAAGGACCUUCGGGUUUCUGAAACUGCAGAGACCAGCCUGACCCUGCUCUGGAAGACCCCGUUGGCCAAGUUUGACCGCUACCGCCUCAAUUACAGCCUCCCCACAGGCCAGUGGGUGGGAGUGCAGCUUCCAAGAAACACCACUUCCUAUGUCCUGAGAGGCCUGGAACCGGGACAGGAGUACAAUGUCCUCCUGACAGCCGAGAAAGGCAGACACAAAAGCAAGCCCGCACGCGUGAAGGCAUCCACUGAACAAGCCCCUGAACUGGAAAACCUCACCGUGACUGAGGUUGGCUGGGAUGGCCUCAGACUCAACUGGAUCGCAGCUGACCAGGCCUAUGAGCACUUUGUCAUUCAGGUGCAGGAGGCCAACAAGGUGGAGGCAGCUCAGAACCUCACCGUGCCUGGCAGCCUCCGGGCUGUGGACAUCCCGGGCCUCAAGGCUGCCACUCCUUAUACGGUCUCCAUCUAUGGGGUGAUCCAGGGCUAUAGAACACCAGUGCUCUCUGCUGAGGCCUCCACAGGGGAAACUCCCAAUUUGGGAGAGGUCAUGGUGGCCGAGGUGGGCUGGGAUGCCCUCAAACUCAACUGGACUGUUCCGGAAGGGGCCUAUGAGUACUUUUUCAUUCAGGUGCAGGAGGCUGACACAGUAGAGGCAGCCCAGAACCACACGGUCCCAGGAGGACUGAGGUCCACAGACCUGCCCAGGCUCAAAGCAGCCACUCAUUAUACCAUCACCAUCCGCGGGGUCACUCAGGACUUCAGCACAACCCCCCUCUCUGUUGAAGUCUUGACAGAGGAGGUUCCAGAUAUGGGAAACCUCACAGUGACUGAGGUUAGCUGGGAUGCUCUCAGACUGAACUGGACCACGCCAGAUGGAACCUAUGACCAGUUUACCAUUCAGGUCCAGGAGGCUGACCAGGUGGAAGAGGCUCACAACCUCACCGUUCCUGGCAGCCUGCGCUCCAUGGAAAUCCCAGGCCUCAGGGCUGGCACUCCUUACACAAUCACGCUGCACGGCGAGGUCAGGGGCCACAGCACUCGAUCCCUUGCUUUAGAGGUCAUUACAGAGGAGCUCCCACAGCUGGGAGAUUUAGCCGUGUCUGAGGUUGGCUGGGAUGGCCUCAGACUCAACUGGACAGCAGCUGACCAGGCCUAUGAGCACUUUGUCAUUCAGGUGCAGGAGGUCAACAAAGUGGAGGCAGCCCAGAACCUCACGGUGCCUGGCAGCCUCCGGGCUGUGGACAUCCCGGGCCUCAAGGCCGCCACGCCUUACACAGUCUCCAUCUAUGGGGUGAUCCGGGGCUAUAGAACACCAGUGCUCUCUGCUGAGGCUUCCACAGCCAAAGAACCUGAAAUUGGAAACUUAAAUGUUUCUGACAUCACUCCCGAGAGCUUCAAUCUCUCCUGGACAGCUACCGAUGGGAUCUUCGAGACCUUUACCAUUGAAAUUAUUGAUUCCAAUAGGUUGCUGGAGAUUGUGGAAUAUAAUAUCUCUGGUGCUGAACGAACUGCCCAUAUCUCAGGGCUACCCCCUAGUACUGAUUUUAUUGUCUACCUCUCUGGACUUGCUCCCAGCAUCCGGACCAAAACCAUCAGUGCCACAGCCACAACAGAGGCCCUGCCCCUUCUGGAAAACCUAACCAUUUCCGACAUUAAUCCCUACGGGUUCACAGUUUCCUGGAUGGCAUCGGAGAAUGCCUUUGACAGCUUUCUAGUAACGGUGGUGGAUUCUGGGAAGCUGCUGGACCCCCAGGAAUUUACACUUUCAGGAACCCAGAGGAAACUGGAGCUUAGAGGCCUCAUAACUGGCAUUGGCUAUGAGGUUAUGGUCUCUGGCUUCACCCAAGGGCACCAAACCAAGCCCUUGAGGGCUGAGAUUGUUACAGAAGCCGAACCAGAAGUUGACAACCUUCUGGUUUCAGAUGCCACCCCAGACGGUUUCCGUCUGUCCUGGACAGCUGAUGAAGGGGUCUUCGACAAUUUUGUUCUCAAAAUCAGAGAUACCAAAAAGCAGUCUGAGCCACUGGAAAUAACCCUACUUGCCCACGAACGUACCAGGGACAUAACAGGUCUCAGAGAGGCUACUGAAUACGAAAUUGAACUGUAUGGAAUAAGCAAAGGAAGGCGAUCCCAGCCAGUCAGUGCUAUAGCAACAACAGCCAUGGGCUCUCCAAAGGAAGUCAUUUUCUCUGACAUCACUGAAAAUUCGGCUACUGUCAGCUGGAGGGCACCCACUGCCCAGGUGGAGAGCUUCCGGAUUACCUAUGUGCCCAUUACAGGAGGUACACCCUCCAUGGUAACUGUGGAUGGAACCAAGACUCAGACCAGGCUGGUGAAACUCAUACCUGGGGUGGAGUACCUUGUCAACAUCAUUGCCAUGAAGGGCUUUGAGGAAAGUGAACCUGUCUCAGGGUCGUUCACCACAGCUCUGGAUGGCCCAUCUGGCCUGGUGACAGCCAAUAUCACUGACUCGGAAGCCUUGGCCAGGUGGCAGCCGGCCAUUGCCACUGUGGACAGUUAUGUCAUCUCCUACACAGGGGAGAAAGUGCCAGAAAUUACACGCACGGUGUCCGGGAACACAGUGGAGUAUGCUCUGACCGACCUCGAGCCUGCCACGGAAUACACACUGAGAAUCUUUGCAGAGAAAGGGCCCCAGAAGAGCUCAACCGUCACUGCCAAGUUCACAACAGACCUCGAUUCUCCAAGAGACUUGACUGCUACUGAGGUUCAGUCAGAAACUGCCCUCCUUACCUGGCGACCACCCCGGGCAUCAGUCACCGGUUACCUGCUGGUCUAUGAAUCGGUGGAUGGCACAGUCAAGGAAGUCAUUGUGGGUCCAGACACCACCUCCUACAGCCUGGUAGACCUAAGCCCAUCCUCCCACUACACCGCCAAGAUCCAGGCACUCAAUGGGCCCCUAAGGAGCAAUAUGAUCCAGACCAUCUUCACCACAAUUGGACUCCUGUACCCCUUCCCCAAGGACUGCUCCCAAGCAAUGCUGAAUGGAGACACGACCUCUGGCCUCUACACCAUUUAUCUGAAUGGUGAUAAGGCCCAGGCACUGGAAGUCUUCUGUGACAUGACCUCUGAUGGGGGUGGAUGGAUUGUGUUCCUGAGACGCAAAAACGGACAUGAGAACUUCUACCAAAACUGGAAGGCCUAUGCUGCUGGAUUUGGGGACCGCAGAGAAGAAUUCUGGCUUGGGCUGGACAACCUGAGCAACAUCACAGCCCAAGGGCAGUACGAGCUCCGGGUGGACCUGCGGGACCAUGGGGAGACAGCCUUUGCUGUCUAUGACAAGUUCAGCGUGGGAGAUGCCAAGACUCGCUACAAGCUGAAGGUGGAGGGGUACAGCGGGACAGCAGGUGACUCCAUGGCCUACCACAACGGCAGGCCCUUCUCCACCUUCGACAAGGACACGGAUUCAGCCAUCACCAACUGUGCUCUGUCCUACAAGGGAGCUUUCUGGUACAGGAACUGUCACCGUGUCAACCUGAUGGGGAGAUAUGGGGACAAUAACCACAGUCAGGGCGUUAACUGGUUCCACUGGAAGGGCCAUGAACACUCAAUCCAGUUUGCUGAGAUGAAACUGAGACCAAGCAACUUCAGAAAUCUUGAAGGCAGGCGCAAACGGGCAUAAAUUCCAGGGACCACUGGGUGAGAGAGGAGUAAGGCCCAGAGCGAGGAAAGGAUUUUACCAAAGCAUCAAUACAACCAGCCCAACCAUCAGUCCACACCUGGGCAUUUGGUGAGAGUCAAAGCUGACCAUGGAUCCCUGGGGCCAACGACGACAGCACAGGCCUCACCUCCUCUGUGAUUUCUUUCUUUGCACCAAAGACAUCAGUCUCCAACAUAUUUCUGUUUUGUUGUUUGAUUCAGCAAAAAUCUUCCAGUGACAACAUCGUAAUAGUUUUUUACUUCUCUUGGGUGGCUCUGGGAAUGGGAGAGGGGUAGGAUGUACAGGGGUAGUUUGUUUUAGAACCAGCCAUAUUUUACAUGAAGCUAUAUAAUUAAUUGUCAUUAUUUUUGUUAGCAAAGAUUAAAUGUGUCAUUGGAAGCUGUCCCUUUUUUUACAUUUCAUACAACAGAAACCAGAAAAGCAAUACUGUUUUCAUUUUAAGGGUAUGAUUAAUAUUAUUAAUAUAAUAAUGAUGAUGGUGAUGAAAACUAAGGGUUUUUCAAGAGAUCUUUCUUUCCAAAACAUUUCUGGACAGUACCUGAUUGUAUUUUUUUUUUUUUAAUAAAAGCACAAGUACUUUUGAGUUUGUUAUUUUGUUUUUAAUUUGUUGAGUCUGAAUUUCAUCAAAGCCAAUCAUUUGAACAAAGCGGGGAAUGUUAGGAUAGGAAAGGUAAGUAGAGGUGGUGGUCAAGCAGGAGGGGUGGAAAGGAGACUCAAGACUGGAAGGAAGGAAAGCACUUUUAUAAGCAAAGUUGAACACGCUUGUGAAAAGCUUACAGGCCAGGCAUGGUGGCUCAUGCCUGUAAUCCCAACACUUUGGGAGGCCGAAGUGGGAGGAUAGCUUGACCCCAGGAGUUUGAGACCAGCCUGAGCAACAUAGUCAGACCUUGUCUCUACAAAAUAAUAAUAAUAAUAAUAAUUAAAUUAGCCAAGUGUGGUAGUGCACACCUGUAGUCCCAGCUACUCAGGAGGCUGAGGUAGGAAAAUCGCUGGAGCCCAGAGUUCGAGGUUACAGUGAGCUAUGAUCACACCACUGCACUCUAGCCUGGGCAACAGAGGGAAACCUUGUCUCUAAAAAAAAAAAAAAAGAAAAAAAAAAAAAAGCUUACAGCUUGAGAUUCAGCAUCUUACUCAGUAUUUCUAACACUAAUAGAUUAUGUUAAAAGAUGCUUUUAUACUCAUUUUCUAAUGAAACCUCCUAGAAAUUCUAUGAUAUAGUUGAGGUAAGGAUUGUUACCACACAUGGACUAAGACCCCCAGAGGCAGACUACCUGAGUUCAAUUCUUGGCUCCACCAUUCCCAAGUUCCCUAACCUCUCUAUGCCUCAGUUUCUCUUCUGUAAAGUGGGGAUACUCAUACUUCUUAUUUCAGAACAUGUUUGUGAAGAAUCAAUUAUGUUAUCCAUUUGAGGCCCUUAGAAUGGUGCCUGGAGUAUAUUAAGUGCUAGUACGUGUUAGCUAUCACCAUUAUCACUUUACAUGAGAUGAACUGGGGUUCAUAGAAACUCAAUGACUUGAUAGUGGUUACUACUCAAUAAAUAAUAGAAUUUGGAUUUAAA